Molecule: messenger RNA, 549 nt
Organism: Striga hermonthica
Lineage: Eukaryota; Viridiplantae; Streptophyta; Magnoliopsida; Lamiales; Orobanchaceae
Source: the annotation of a GenBank genome assembly
AUGUACGUGAGCGGCGGCGGAGGUCCUGUGCGGAAGUCUUUCAAGGACUCGCUCAAAGUUCUUGAGGCCGAUAUUCAGCAUGCGAACACUCUGGCAUCCGAGUUUUCCCAAGAGUACGAUGGGGCUUGCCUGCAAAUGAGGAUAUCAUACAGCCCGGCUGCUCAUUUUUUCCUCUUUCUUGUUCAGUGGACUGAUUGCCACCUUGCAGGUGCUCUUGGGCUGUUAAGAAUUCUAAUUUAUAAGGUAUACGUUGAUGGCACCACAACUAUGUCGACUCAUGAGAGAAAAGCCAGCAUUCGAGAAUUCUAUGCUGUUAUUUAUCCAUCUCUAAUGCAACUCGAAAGAGGUGUAACGGAUAGUGAGGAUAAAAAGCAGAAAGCUUUAUGCCUCGAGAGGUACAGGAGAAGGGAUGAAGAAGAACACAGGCAAUGCUCGGAGCUAGAUAUCGAGAGGGAAGAAGAAUGUGGGAUUUGCAUGGAGAUGAACAGCAAGGCAGUCCUGCCAAACUGUAACCAUGCCAUGUGCUUAAAAUGCUAUAGAGAAUGGUAA